AUGGACGACGGAGAAGGGCAACAACACAACUGCGAUUUCCUGGAUUUCGAACAGCUCUUGAAGUUUGGCACACUUGGUUAUGAUCAGAUGGAUGGCAUGUCGUCGGUUGAACCUAAUUACACCAACAUUGAUGGUGUUGACGCAGCUGCUCCAGGCCAAAACAACAAUGGGAUGAUUAACCAGACGAGGGAAUGUCCCUUCCCAGAUGAGAUACUCCAGCUGAACCUUAGCAUGAGUCUUGGCAUGACACAGAUGCAGGUCAAGGCCUGGUUCCAAAAUCGACGUGCUGCACUGAAGAACAAGAUGAUGCAGCGGGAGAGCGAGUUUCUGCGCGAAGAGAAGGAGAUGCUAGAGGACCAGAAACGCAAGAUCAACGCGGUGAUACACGGUAAGGACAAGAGAUGCCUCAGAUGCAGAGGCUGGGGGCCGAAAGCAUACAAUGGGGACACCCCGGAGAAGCGCCGCUUGCUCGCCGAGAACGCGAAGCUCAAGGAGGAGCUCCUGCAGGCCUUCUCCUUACUCAACGUGGUUUCCGGAGGAAGGGCAAGAGCUGGGACGCCGAUCCCCAAGCCAUUUAGCCCCUACGGCGGCCAGCUCAAGAGCCAAUGUGCAACCAGUGGUGGUGAUAGUGGCAGCAGCCCCACCAUGCUUCUUGACCAUGUACUGUCCCGUGCUUCAGAAGAAUUCAUGUCACUUGCUGUGAGCACCUUGGGUGAGCCUAUGUGGCUGCUGACCGUAGAUGGUGAGGUGCUCAACAAGCAGACAUACAACGUUAUGUUCAGGCCUGAUCAGAUGGGGUUUGCUAUGGAUGGCACUAGGAAGACUGCCAUGGUAAUGGUCAAGGCUGACAACCUCGUUAGAAUCCUUAUGGACCCGGCACACUGGUCCAAAAUGUUCCCGGGCAUUGUGGCAAGUGUAACUUCAAGCCAGAUUGUCAAUCCCAACGCUUCGCCCCAUGAACUGAUUCAGCUGAUGAAUGCAGAGCUCAGGGUUCUGGUGCCGCGAGUGCCGCUUGUCAAGGUGAAGUUCGCCAGGCAAUGCCUGCAGGUGCAGCCUAAUGUAUGGGCCGUGGUGGAUGUGUCUGUCGAUGGAAUUCCUGUAGACAUAUCUGAGAGCAACGGAGACAGCUUCCCCACAACAUACACAGCAUGUAGGAUGCUGCCGAGUGGCUGCCUUAUUGAGGAACUGAAAGAUGGCUACUGCAAGAUCACAUGGAUGGUGCACGCUGGGUACGACAUGUCCAAGAUACCACAGUUGCACCUUUCCCUGCUCGACACAGGCGGCCAGGCACUCGGCGCGUGCCGCUGGCUCAAUUCUCUCAAGAGACAAUGUGAAUACCUUGCCUUCCUGCACUCCGACCCACACCCUCUCACAAACCCUGUGGCUGCUAUGCUGCCGGAGGUGAGGAAGAGUGUCUUGGAGUCAUCACAGCAGAUGAAGAUGAACUUCUACAAGGCCAUGUGUGACUCGGCGGGCAGGUCAUGGAGCACCGUGGAUGAGUGGGCUGGUGACUGUGGUGUUGGCGCUGAGAAGCUCCACUUGGCCGUGCGCUUUGUGACUUCCCUUGCUGCAAUCUAUAAUGGGGAUAUACAGACCGGCACCCAGCUGAUUCUGAGCGCCAUGACAACGGUGUGGCUCCCCGGGAUACCGGCAGAGAGAGUGUUCAACUACCUCUACGAUGGGAAUCGCCGUUGGGAAUGGGACAGCCUUGUUGCAAACGGUGAACCCAUGCAGGAGGAGGUCCGUAUUACGACGGGCCAAUUCUAUGGCAACCACGUCUCUAUCUUCCGUGCCAUUGCUUCUGAUGGAACCAACAAUAACAACAAGCUGAUCCUGCAAGAGGCGUACACCGACACGUCGUGCAUGUUGGUGGUGUAUGUUCCAGUUGAUGAGCAAUCCAUGAAGGAUGCCUCCAUGAACGGUGGCGGCUGUGCCUCCUUCUCCACCCCACCCUCCGGGUUCGCCGUCAUCCCUGAUGGCCUCAACCAGCAAACGUCUCCCUGGUCCUCCUCCGGUGCCAUUGUCUCGGCUAUGUACCAGAUACUUCCUAGCAGCGCAUCACCACAGAACCUCACCCUAGAUACCGUCAACAAUAUCUCAAGCCUGCUCUACCAUGCCGUCAACAAGAUCAAGUCUGCCGUCCAAGCCGAAGUUGUUGUCCCUGCCUGA
Messenger RNA from Brachypodium distachyon (stiff brome), 2169 nucleotides. Its product is annotated as homeobox-leucine zipper protein ROC6-like. Gene Ontology annotation, molecular function: lipid binding; DNA binding. The record is from RefSeq and is a predicted model, not a curated record. Lineage: Eukaryota; Viridiplantae; Streptophyta; Magnoliopsida; Poales; Poaceae. Bases 1 to 2169 code for a protein of 722 amino acids. The transcript is spliced from 8 exons.